CUUGAAUGCGUCACGCCUCUCAGCUUCAGCUGCCCGUCCCGUCGGGUAGGAAGAUCGCCGGGAGAAAGCCGGAUGAGAAGCCGGCAGAUCUGCAGACGGCUGAGUUCCUCAUGUCAGCGGCCCACGGCUAUGCAUUGCGGGCGCCUGUGCUUGCCCGGCUGCUGAUGUAAGUCAGUGAGGAGAAAGAGAUCUCGAUGAAUCCCUCACUGUCUGUGUCCUUGGGUACACACGACUUGCAGGCGCAAGUUGGAUUCGGUGUGCACAGAGGCACAAUUUGGUAAGGCAGCGAGGCAGCGUGACGGCAGAACACACAUCAAUCGUGUGGGUGUGGUUCAUGCAGAUCUGCGUGGCGGGUCGAUGCCGCCAUUCUGUGGGGCGUGCGGCAGCCUCUUCGUCCCUCAGUCGACGGCAGCAUGUGCCACAGAGCCGCACAGCAAGACAAGGAGCAGACAGCCAGCCAACCAACUGGGCGAGUCAUCGGCUGCUCCCACAGUCAUCUCGGCUCGGAAACGGCCACCAGGAGGCUCCAGGACUCAGGUCAGUCAGUCUCAGCAGCUCAGAUCUGAUCAUACCGAUGUGCAUUCGGUUGCCUUUGCAGGUGUGUCACAUGGCUUGGCGCUGCCACAUGUGCUCGGCUGUCACACGCACCUCUCACACCAAGACACCCGCCAGGACCAGCAGCACCAGUGCGCCAACCACCACCAGGCCACCACCGACACGCGCCAAAACCACCGACCUUUUAUCAAUAUCGUCCCUCAAAGGUCGACGAUGGCGACAGAUGGCCAAGCCACGUCAGCAGCAGCAGCAGCCGCAGCAGCAGCCCGUCACGCCUAGAGCAGUGUUGCAGAGUGAGAGAGCAGCCGACAGGCGGCGAGAGAAGAAGCGGCGGUACAGGGGCAAUCGGGCGAGGCGUCGGGCAGCCAGACGGGAGGCCAGGCGAGCGGCGUCUGCAUCAAGGACUGACCGGAGAGCCGACAGGGAGCUGCGGAAGGCCAUGAGGGAGGAUGAGGCGCUGAAGGGAUCAACACUCUACGCCCUGCCUGACACAGAAGUGCCCCAGAAGCGGCCCCGCCCUCCCUCGCCCUCACCACCUCCGGCAAAGCGGCGGCACACGCCUUUUGUUCCCUCUCCGCCCCCUGUCGCUGCUUCUGCUGCUGCUGCUGCCCCGCCCAUGGCAAUCCCUCGUGCAGCAGUGGCACAUCCACCUGAGGAACCAACACAGCCGUUAUUUCCGCACGUUGCUGGCCCAGCGGGCCCGGUCCCUGCAGCCGAGCCGACUGCCGCAGCGCCAGCAGCUGCUGCGAGUGGGGAUGUGAUGAUGUCUGAGGCGCAGGACGAAGCAGAUGUGACGGGUGGCGAAGGGGGUGGUGGUGAUGGCGAGAUGGCGGCUGAGAAGCAAGAUGAGGGAAGAGCUGGUGGUGAGGCGAAAGGCAUCAGUUUGUAUGAGCUUCUGCAUGGCAUGGGGAUUGAGCUGUGACUGACUUGAUAGAUAUCGAUGGACAGACACGUUUGGUGCCGGAUGGAUGGAUG
Messenger RNA from Vitrella brassicaformis, 1530 nucleotides. The record is from the annotation of a GenBank genome assembly. NCBI's taxonomy places the organism in Eukaryota, Vitrellaceae.